Molecule: messenger RNA, 1017 nt
Organism: Lachancea dasiensis
Lineage: Eukaryota; Fungi; Ascomycota; Saccharomycetes; Saccharomycetales; Saccharomycetaceae
Source: the annotation of a GenBank genome assembly
AUGUGCGCCAGACGGCUCAAUUACGCUGGUGGAGAUAACCUACCGCUAUAUGCCACCCCAGAGGAGGCUAUGAAGGCCGGACAGAAAAGGGACGACGAAGAACGUAGAAGACGUGCUCGGAAAUAUGAAAAUCUGCCGCCGACGCAGAGACCUGGAAGACUAAACUCCGCUCCUCCCAUACCCAUCCCAGCACAGCAGCCGAUGAUUCCUGCUUACAACCCUGCUCCUCAGAUGGCCCAGUCUGUGCCCCACAUCCCGCCCACUAGGUAUACACCUGGCAACUCGCAAUCGCAGAGCCCCAGUGGCAUUCGUUAUAAUUCGAUGCCCCAGCCGGUUCCCGUAAUAAAUCGUGUGGCAAGAGGGAGGCCCGCGCCUAACCUAGCACACGCCUCCGUUCAGCCCCUGCCGCAGGCGCCCAUCGAUACCACCAGGUCGCGAAGCUCGCUGGAUGGCGUAGGCGAUCCGCAACAGGAUGCCAAGGACAUACAGAUUGCCACACAACUUUUUCAAAACCAUGACGUUAAACAACGAGGCAGACUCUCCGCAGAAGAGCUCCAAAAUCUGCUGCAAAACGACGACAGCACGCACUUUUGCAUUUCUUCCGUGGACGCGCUGAUCAACUUGUUCGGUGCUUCGCGGUUCGGAACCGUCAGCCUCACCGAGUUCGUGUCCCUCUACAAGCGGGUCAAGAAAUGGCGCAAAGUUUAUGUGGACAACGACAUCAACGGCAGCUUCACCAUAUCCGCAAGCGAGUUCCAUAACAGUCUGCAAGAGCUGGGGUAUCUGGUUCCCUUCGACGUGAGCGAAAACCUGUUCGACCAGUACGCUGAAUUCAUUGACCCUUCCAAGAAUGGCAAAGAGCUGAAGUUCGAUCGGUUUGUGGAGACCUUGGUAUGGCUCAUGCGACUGACCAAGAUGUUCCGCAAGUUUGACAAUAACCAAGAAGGGGUCGCCGCGAUUCCCUAUAAGGAUUUCAUAGACGUGACCUUGUAUCUAGGGCGGUUUCUGCCCCACUAA